GGUCCUAUAAAGAGGGGACUGCCCAGAGGUUCAACACCAGAUGCAGAAGGAGCUUGCAAUAGUCCCUGGUCUGCUUAAGCUCCUGCAGCUCCUGUCCACCCAACAGCAGCAUGAAGGUUUCUAUAGCUGCCUACACUACUGUCCUCAUUGCCAUCAUCUGCUCCCAGGCCUCAUCUGCUCCAUUUGGAUCUGAUCCCCCAACUGCCUGCUGCUUUUCAUAUGUGACCAGGCAGCUCCCCCGUGACUUUGUGAAAGAUUAUUAUUACACCAACAGUAUGUGCUCCCGUGCAGCCGUGGUAUUUACUACCAAAAAAGGCCGUCAAAUCUGUGCAAAUCCCGAGGACAGCUGGGUUAAAGAAUAUGUGAAUGACCUGGAACUGAAUUAAGAGGAGCUAGGGACUGAACUUCUUCUGGAAAUGAAUACAUUAACAUUCAAAGGGCUCCAUUCUAGUCACCACAUCCAAUGCUGUUGCCCCAGACUGACUUUGACCAGUGAAAAGUCAAAAGUAUUUAAACCAUUUUAAGGGAAUAUUUUAUUUAGAAAUGUAAUUCGCAGACUGUUAAGCACUGUAUUAUUUAUAGAAUAUUUAAUGUGUGAGGAGUUCAUGUCAUGUGACUCAGCUCCAUUCACACCUCAAAUGUGAAGAUUACUUAAUACAUUUUUAUAAAGCUGAACAUCCUGGAUAUUUUGUUUUUUAUGAGGUUAUUUGAUGGUAAAUUGGAGAUAGACUUUGAAGAAAAAAUAUUUUUAUAUGGACAGGCUUUAUGCGCCCACAUGUGAAUUGUGACUCUGUGAAAAACAUUAUUGUUGCUGUUGCUGUUGUUGUUAUUUAAUUCUAUAAUGUAAACAUUUUCUAAGCAAAUAAACUCAAGAAACUUA
Gavialis gangeticus (Gharial) is the source of this 880-nucleotide messenger RNA. RefSeq names its product C-C motif chemokine 4 homolog. Lineage: Eukaryota; Metazoa; Chordata; Crocodylia; Gavialidae. The coding region runs from base 111 to 386 and encodes 91 amino acids. Gene Ontology annotation, biological process: neutrophil chemotaxis; cellular response to type II interferon; inflammatory response. The record is from RefSeq and is a predicted model, not a curated record. The transcript has 3 exons. Gene Ontology annotation, molecular function: chemokine activity; CCR chemokine receptor binding. Gene Ontology annotation, cellular component: extracellular region.